This is a messenger RNA of Cydia splendana, 3383 nucleotides long. Its product is annotated as SH2 domain-containing protein 4B-like. Lineage: Eukaryota; Metazoa; Arthropoda; Insecta; Lepidoptera; Tortricidae. The transcript is spliced from 11 exons. Bases 246 to 1571 code for a protein of 441 amino acids. The record is from RefSeq and is a predicted model, not a curated record. Gene Ontology annotation, cellular component: cytoplasm.
CUCUUGUUUCUGAACGCACCAGUCGGCCAAGAGCGCGCUUCGAGGACAGACGCGCGCGCGUUCCGAAAUUUUAAAAAUUCCCGCUGAUAAAUUAAAAAGUUUCUUACUUUGAGUUUGUUCUGUGGAUUUAGUGUUGUGUUUUCGUGGUUAGUGAAAAACUAUACAGGACGGUUUUGUUUUCCUGUUUCGUUUUAAUGAGUUUCCACGUCCAGUUAUAGCCCGGUGACUGACAAAGGGCCGGCACCAUGCUGCAGCAGAUCCUGCGGGACAUGUGGGUGGACCCGGAGAUCCUGGCCGAGCUGGAUGAGGCCCAGAAACAGACGCUGUUCUGCAAGAUGCGGGAGGAACAGGUGCGGCGGUGGCAGAUCUGGGACCAAAAGCUCUGCAAAGAAGAAACGACGGACAGGCCUAAGAAGAAUGGGAAGAAGCAGGUCAAGUUCUUGCACGGAGAAGAUGGAGAACCAUGGGUCUGGGUGAUGGGCGAGCACGCCAACGACAAGUCCAUAGAGAGCAUCCUGGAAGAGGAGACCCGCGCGCGCGCACUCGCGCAGGCGCGGCAGGAAGCGCACCAGCUACGAAAGUCCGUUGAGAAGGAGCUCACACAACUCAUCGACUACCGGCCUCUGGAUAGUCUGGAGCAGAAAUUCGACCUAUCCCCCAAAAAUGUCGAAUCUAUAGAAGACGCCUUGGAAAUCUACUGCACAGUGGACGAUUUGCGGCAGCGGAUCGCAGCGCUGGAGCCCGAGGUGAAGGAGAAGUCCGGGGGAAAAGAGAAGGACUACAGCGACGACAUGAAGCUGGACCUUAAUAAGAAUACUUUGCAUUUCAACUUUAUCGAGGGGAAGAGAGAUGGGUUACAGGACCUGUCUCCAAACAGCGCCACAGACGGUGUCAGUUCACGCGUGCUCGCAUGGGAGCGACGCGUGGCGGGUGCGAGAGCUGGUGAAUUACUGCGUGGAAUCAAAGCUAGAAGAGCCCGCUCUAUGCGAGACGCUACGCUUAAUGCGCAGGAUGACGCAGCCUGGCGGGAGCAAGAGCGUAAAGCCAAGGAAGCGGAAGCCGCGAUGCGGGAGAUAGCGCGCGCCGCGCGCGAGGCGCACCGCCGCUCCGCCGAGCCCGCGCCUCCGCCGCCGCCGCCCUGCCCCAGCCAAGCUGGAAAGCCUCCAAGCCGAGAAGCGGUGGUGGAGUGGUUCCGCAGCCAGGAGCUGCCUCAAGGCGUGGGGCUCGACGAGAACAGCAAACCCGUCAACUGGUUCCAUGGUCUCAUCACCCGGACCGAGGCGGAGCAGCUCCUGUCGCGCUGCCUGCCGGGCGCGUUCCUCGUGCGCGUGUCGGAGCGCGUGUGGGGCUACGCGCUCUCGUACCGCGCGCCGCACGCGCGCUGCAAGCACUACCUCGUCGAGCGCGUGCCGCAGGGGUAUCGGUUGCUGGGGGAUAGCCAGGCCACGCACAAUAGCUUAGCUGAUCUCAUAGCGCACCACAAGACGGUGGCCAUCACGGAGAACGGCGGCGAGCUGCUCACCACAGUCUGUCCCCACCAGCAGCCGCCCGCCAUCUUGGAGGCGCUCUAGCCACCCUUGACCACACAAGUCACAACCGUAUCACAGUGGAUCGCGCCCUACUUGUGGCUGGACAUGACAAAUUCGAGGGGUAGGUAGGUGGACAAACCCAAUAAGCCGAGAUAUUUUUUCAUUAAAAUUCUUUGGAGUUCUUAUUUGAAUAAAAAAAUAUCGACUUAUCGGGUUUGAUGGCUCACCCCUCGAUUUUCUGUUUUUCGACGAUAACUUUUUAUUGUCCUCACAAAAAUCUAUGAAAUUUGAGAAUCUGUUCAGGACUAUCUCACCCAAAAUGUACGAUUCUUUGUCAACAUCAUUAUUAUUGGGCUAGAGCAGCGGUCGGCAACCUUUUAGCAGCCAAGGGCCACAUAGUAGUUAACGAAGUUGACGCGGGCCGCACUUUUUUAAUAUUGACGACUUUAUUAGACAUUUGUCGGUUGUCAAUGUUACAUACUAAAGAGCCAGGGAGGCUCGCGGGCCGCUUGUUGCCGACCGCUGGGCUAGAGCGUCGCUUACGAAUCGUUACUCUUUCAAUAGUUCUGGUAAAGUUAGAAAACCAAUCUUUGGUCUUAUGGUCUAUUGUAGGUCCCUACUUCAUGGCUUGACUUAAGUUUGCGCCCCACUAAAAUUGGCUUCCUAGCGUUCUCAGAUAUAUUAAAAGAACCCUUAAACUCUGAACCAUUUUUGCUUUAGGUGUGACGUCAGUUAAGUUAGAAACGUCUUUUUCACUGAUGGUUUCUGGAUACUGUAUAUGUUGGAGUCUUUUUCAAAAGCGCUAACUUCGUGUUACUGUUCUAUGUAAUUUAGAAGUUAAGGAAUAAGCUGUUAGAAAGACAUCUCAAAUAUUGAGUCACAUUUUAUUUUGUAGAUCAAACUGGGACCAUUUCUACGAGUCAUGUAUAUUUAGAAGUAAGUUAUGUCUGUAAUAUUAUAAGAUUUGACCGCUAAGUAUGUAUUCUUAAGGACGUGAUACCUAUAGGUAGCGAAGAAAGGGCUUUUGUAUUCUAAAGCUAAACCUAUUCAUUUGUUUAAUAUUCGAAAAAAUAUUUGUUAAUUUUUGAAGUGAAAGCUUCUUUAGGGGCGCUGUGCACUUUUUGUGAUGGGGAAAAAAUGUUAAACUCGUAACAGGUGUCACGUGACCGUAAGACGUAAGACUCUCAUUGAGUUUUCACUUCUGCCGGCACUCCCGGAGUGCAACCCGUUGUUUUUUUUUAGAUACGAAAUAUUGUCUCCUACUUUUUAACUUCUGGUAACAAUAUUUAGAAGAAAGCCAUAAAAAGUCCUAAUAAGAAGUUAGUCUCGAAUAAAUAUUGUUUAUACUCAGGUAUCAACCUAGCAUUUACUUGUAUGAAUUGUUUUAUUAUAUUACUUUAUGUUAAUUGUUGAGAGGCCUUUAAUUUGCAAUAUGAAAUAGCGUACUUUUGGUGCUAAAAAAACUAUUGGAUAAAUAAGUACUUUAAUUAGCUCUAUGAUUUUGAAAUAAAAAAAAAAGUCUUGUAUUUGUCGCACGGACUUCCAUACGCUGCACCUUGGAUGUUGCCAGCAGUUUCCCGCGUUAAUGAACAAAUGUUAGAUUUAAUGUAAUAUUUAUUGUGAUAAUUACCACAUCUGCUUCAGUAUUAUUUAAAUUGCUUUCUCUAAGCGAAGCCCGGAUUCUAACAAGCCAAAGUGAAAUUCAAAUUAGAUACGGAGUUCUCAGCUUCUACGAGUUAAGAUCUAUAUGAAUAUUUUUAAACGAUCUAUAUGCCAUUGUCGUUUGUAGAUAGACCAUAGAUCUACGAUAUUGUACUCUAAACUGCCAACUAGAUUAAAAAAUAUGUCAAUUAA